This is a messenger RNA of Asparagus officinalis (garden asparagus), 755 nucleotides long. RefSeq names its product plant UBX domain-containing protein 10-like. The transcript is spliced from 4 exons. Gene Ontology annotation, molecular function: ubiquitin binding. Lineage: Eukaryota; Viridiplantae; Streptophyta; Magnoliopsida; Asparagales; Asparagaceae. The coding region runs from base 25 to 717 and encodes 230 amino acids. Gene Ontology annotation, cellular component: endoplasmic reticulum. The record is from RefSeq and is a predicted model, not a curated record.
UCCAGCAAGCAACGUAGACGGUAGAUGGUAAGAAAGGAAUUUCCAGAUAUCCUUCGACAUAAAAUGAAGGCGUCUACUCACCAUCUCUCUCUUGUCUCAAAAUCCGGAGAAAUUAUAGCAAAUUUCAGAAUGCAGCUAAUAGAAGGUUUGACAACAUUAUGCAGUAGCUUGGCUCGUCGAAUUGUGAGACUCCCUGCCGACACGCUUGAAGGGAUUUCAAAAGUGCGGAGCUUUGCUGCUGCCGGAAGAAACCCUCCAACAAAUGUUGAAGGACCAGUGGGUCAUGAACUGGUGGAGGUAUUGCAGAGGACUGCGGAUGAACAAGGUUCGGCUUUAGUCGAACCUCUUCAAAACAAUGAGGAAAAUGAGAAAGCCAAAGAUCCUUUAGAAGAGAAUGUUCACAAAGUAGCAAAACCAUCAUUCAGCAAACACAAAGAAGCUCUUAAGAAGAAUCCUAUAUCGAGUCAGAAGCGAUCGAUUACAAAGAUACUGAUAAGAUUUCCUGAUGGAUCGAGAAAAGAGCAGAAUUUCUCAAUCACAGAUACGAUACGAUCGAUAUACAAGUAUAUUGAUGCUCAGGACAUACCUGGCAUUGGAAGCUACCAGCUUAUUUCCUUUCCGAAGAGAGUUUUUGCUCAUGAGCACCUUGAUAUGACUCUCAGAGAUGCUGGACUCCAUCCAAAUGCUGCUCUGUUCUUAGUACCAAAUCAGUUGUAAAGUUAUAAAAAAAAUACUACCGCUGACAUACAAAUUUA